UGUUAAAAGUAAAACUUGCUCUAAGGAUUUGGCACGAGUUCACCACACUUCCCCCGAGCCCCCCGCCCCCACAAAGCCAAUCCCCGAUUUCUACUAUCAUUCAGGGCAUCACUUGCGGCAGCGCGUGAUAUUCACCUGUCAACUCCAGCUGCUAUUCAACAAACAUUCGGCCCUCGCCAACGACUGGAUUGUUGGAAGGCCACUCAUCUCCGAUGAGCUUAGUGGACGAGAGCUUCGAGCUGAAGGAACUUCAGGUGUUGGAAGGCCACGCUGAUAGGGUUUGGAGUGUCGCUUGGAAACCUGCCACUGGCUUCGACGGGGUCCCCGCAGUACUCGCCUCCUGCAGCGGCGAUAAAACCGUCCGGGUUUGGGAACAGAGUCCUUCCUCCGGUUCUUUCCAGUGCAAGGCAGUCCUGGAGGAGACGCACACUAGGACGGUUAGAUCGUGUGCCUGGUCUCCAUCUGGAAAACUAUUAGCAACUGCAAGUUUUGAUGCCACCACUGCUGUAUGGGAGCACGUUGGCGAUGAUUAUGAAUGUGUUUCCACUUUGGAGGGUCAUGAAAAUGAAGUAAAGAGCAUUUCUUGGAAUGCAUCCGGCUCGCUGCUCGCUACUUGUGGGCGAGACAAGUCAGUAUGGAUAUGGGAAGUUUUGCCUGGUAAUGAAUUUGAGUGUGUUUCUGUGUUGCAAGGACAUACACAAGAUGUUAAAAUGGUUCAGUGGCAUCCAAACAUGGACAUUCUGUUCUCUUGCAGCUAUGAUAACACUAUUAAGGUUUGGGCGGAGGAUGGUGAUGAUGAUUGGCAUUGUGUUCAAACAUUAGCAGAAGCUAACAAUGGACACACAUCUACGGUCUGGGCUCUAUCCUUUAAUGCAACUGGAGACAAAAUGGCCACUUGUAGCGAUGAUCUUACCUUGAAAAUAUGGGGAAGCGACCUCUUGACGAUUCAGUCUGGAAAUGGGUCUGCGCCUUGGAAACACAUCUGCACUCUCUCUGGUUAUCAUGAUCGAACUAUAUUUUCAGUCCAUUGGUCAAGGGAAGGAAUAAUUGCUAGUGGAGCAGCUGAUGAUGCUAUACGUUUAUUUGCUGAGGAUGGAGAUGGUUUGGUUGAUGAACCUAAGUACCAUUUGCUUCUGAAGAAGGACAAAGCUCAUGAUAUGGACGUAAAUUCUGUGCAAUGGAGCUCUGCGGGAAACAGGCUUCUUGCUUCUGCAAGUGAUGACGGGACGAUCAAGAUAUGGGAGUUGAUUUCCCUGGCAGGGGACCAGAAACCUCCACUCUAAUACCACUAGUUAAUUUGAUCGGUUGUGGAUUUUUCCCGCAUGUGGUGGAGAUAUCAUCCGUGAGACGCAAUGCUUGAACCAAAAUAGUUUUUCGUAUAAAUUUUGGGGUGGCUUGUUAAAAUAGUCACGUAGAAGUACAGUGGAGUUUACAGAGUAUUGAUGCUGCUAAAUUUUCUCAUCUUCAGUUUGUCUCUCUGUUUACGAUGUAAUUUCCUUGAUAGAACUUUAUACCAGCGAAGCAUAAACAUUCUUGCCCAGUAUUUUGAGCAACAGUUUGAAAUAUUUAAACGACUGGGUAUGAAGCUGCUCGAAACGAUAAUUUCCAA
This is a messenger RNA of Coffea eugenioides, 1609 nucleotides long. Its product is annotated as protein CIA1. NCBI's taxonomy places the organism in Eukaryota, Viridiplantae, Streptophyta, Magnoliopsida, Gentianales, Rubiaceae. Gene Ontology annotation, cellular component: cytosolic [4Fe-4S] assembly targeting complex. The transcript is spliced from 10 exons. Gene Ontology annotation, biological process: iron-sulfur cluster assembly. The coding region runs from base 213 to 1283 and encodes 356 amino acids. The record is from RefSeq and is a predicted model, not a curated record. Gene Ontology annotation, molecular function: protein binding.